AUGAAGCUGAUCACUGUGAUCAGCACGUUGUUGGCCAUCGCGAUACCCUCCAUCGGGGUCGCUGGUCAGCCUGGGCUCGCUCUCGGUUCCACGACUUACCCCAACCCCGGUAUUUGCACCGGCACUUGCGUUAAUACACACGACCCGUUCAUCGUCCGCCGCUCUGAUGGAGUUUACUUCCGCUUCUCCACCAGCGGGAGGGUAACCAUCCACACGGCCUCGGCCAUCACCGGACCCUGGACGUACCAGGGCGCGGCCUUGCCUGGGGGAUCGACCAUCGAUCUCGAGGGUAAUCAGGAUCUCUGGGCCCCCGACGUCAUCCAAGUCGACAACACCUACUACCUGUACUACUCCGUCAGCACCUUCGGGUCCCAAACCUCCGCCAUAGGGGUAGCCCAGUCGUCGACCUUGGACGCCGGCAGCUGGACGGACCUCGGAUCGACGGGGAUCGACUCCGACCCCGCCUCGGAGCCCUACAACGCCAUCGACGCCAACCUGAUCAGGGCGGCGGGCGGCCAGUACUACAUGACCUUUGGCAGCUACUGGGCCGGCAUCCACCAGGUCGCGAUGCGGAACCCGCCGACCCAAACGGCCCCCGGUAGCGUCCCCUAUCAGAUCGUUUCCGACCCCGUCAGCAGGAACGUGGAAGGGGCGACCCUCUUCCCGCGUAAUGGCUUCUAUUACCUUUUCUACUCCAAGGGGUUUUGCUGUCGCUACGACCAAGAACGGCCACCGCCUGGCGGGGAGUACAGGGUCCUCGUCUGCCGCUCGGAAUCCCCCGCGGGGAACUUUGUCGAUAGGAACGGCACUUCGUGUACGCAAGGCGGGGGGACCGUCGUGUUGGAGUCGCACGGGUUCGUGUACGGGCCCGGCGGGCAGGGCGUCUACCUCGACCCUCAAUUGGGGCCUGUCCUCUACUACCACUAUCUUGACACACGCAUUGGCUAUGCCGAUAGGCAGAAGCAGUUUGGCUGGAACAGAAUUGAUUUUUCUAGCGGCUGGCCUGUUCUGUACUGA
Molecule: messenger RNA, 1017 nt
Organism: Sodiomyces alkalinus F11
Lineage: Eukaryota; Fungi; Ascomycota; Sordariomycetes; Glomerellales; Plectosphaerellaceae
Product: glycoside hydrolase family 43 protein
Exons: 3
Coding region: 1-1017 (338 amino acids)
Biological process (GO): carbohydrate metabolic process
Molecular function (GO): arabinan endo-1,5-alpha-L-arabinosidase activity
Source: RefSeq, a predicted model, not a curated record